AUGCCUCGCAAAAACUCAAACAUUAAAUUUUUAACAAAUACUCUUAAUUCACCCAAAUCAACUCCAGAAAAGAUUAAGAAUGCUUUCUUUAAGUAUAUCGAACACACCAAAAAUUUUUAUGGUCGUCAAUUAUAUCAAAAUAAGAUAUCAAAUGCAGAGUAUUCUGAUAAUAUCGAACUUAUAGACGCAUUAUCAGAUCGAAUAAAUUUAAUUGUAAUUUCAUAUUUAGCUGAGAUAUAUAGAAAUAAUGAAGUACAAUAUGAAAGUACGAUAAAUAAUCUUUGUCAUACCUUAUGUAAAAUUAUUGAAGAUAUCAUUUUAAGAUGUCAAGAGUAUAAUAUUGAUUUUAAUAUAGUUAAUAGUAUUCUAGAAAAAAAUGGAAUUGAAACAAUUUCUCUUUCACGUACUCGAAAAUGUUAUUCGAGUUUUAAAGAUGCCAUCGAAGCAACAAAUAAUUCAGAAAGAUUUGUUAAAAUUAACCAGGAUGGAGAGGAAAUCAAAGAAUCUUAUUCACUCUCCCGCUUCUAUUUUUUUAUUCAAGAAGAAAUCAAUGAAUGUUCCAACUCCAGUAAUAUCCAAAAAGAAAUCAGUAAAUGUUCCAACUCCAAUAACAUUGAAGUUGAAAUUGAUGAUGGAAAAUAUUUCAAUAAUGAGAAUAAUGAUGAUGUUGACAUAUUCGAUACAGACAUAUUUGAUACAGACAUGUUUGAAUUUUGA
Racocetra persica is the source of this 717-nucleotide messenger RNA. The record is from the annotation of a GenBank genome assembly. NCBI's taxonomy places the organism in Eukaryota, Fungi, Glomeromycota, Glomeromycetes, Diversisporales, Gigasporaceae.